Aspergillus ochraceoroseus IBT 24754 is the source of this 387-nucleotide messenger RNA. RefSeq lists its product as uncharacterized. The transcript has a single exon. Bases 174 to 332 code for a protein of 52 amino acids. NCBI's taxonomy places the organism in Eukaryota, Fungi, Ascomycota, Eurotiomycetes, Eurotiales, Aspergillaceae. The record is from RefSeq and is a predicted model, not a curated record.
GUGGAGCCAAUCGUAACCCAUCAGACGAUACAAGUAGAGUGGUUGCCAUCCAUCAAGCUCCGAACAUAGGUCAUUUCGACCAGUUGGGUAUGAUUUCUCUCCUCUCUUGUAUUCAAUCAAAAUUACCCUGACCUCAGGUACAUUUUGUUAGGUACCGCCGGAUAUCGGUGCAAAUGAGAUUCGACAGCUUCCAUCGUACAUACUACCUACAUACAACCAGCCAGCCAACCACCAGGCUGAAGAAGAAGAAGAAGAAGAAGAAGAAGAAGAAGAAGAAGAAGAAGAAAAGGGAGCACAAAAUGCAGCCCGAUUACCCGGACAGGACAGAGUAAGUGGGACAUUGAUUUCAGAAAAUGGUUCAAUCUCUGGUCAGAUCAGGUCACCUGG